UGUAAUUGUUGCUUUGACACGACAGUGCAGCUUCGGAAUCGGAACCCCUCCGACUCGACUGUCACCAUCAAUCACUUCUAGUUCUAGAUAAUGGUUUCUUUGGUUGCUGGUGGAGGAUACGAAGGAUCUUACACGUGUCUUGAGUCACAUUUAUGGACGGAGGUCCGACGUGUCCGUAGCAUCCUUGCUUUGAUCUUUGAAGGUAGACAAGAGUGUACGCUCGAAUCCCUUUGUGAUUGAGUUGUCUAGAGCUGUUGUGGAAAGUGAGUUCAGCAAGGAGUACCCUCCGGGAGAAGACGUCUGCGACAGAGGGCGACAUUGGUCUAGUCGCACGUUCUGACGUUCUACGUCCGACUCUUCACUCCCAGUGCUGUUGGCAUCGACUCAGUACCGUAUCGGCACACCGUCACACGCCACACCGUCGUCAACACCAUGGCAACGGCUUACCUUGCCCAGGCCGUCAGCUGCACGCGCGGCUACCUGCAGCAGACGUCGCAGCGAGCUCAGGACGCCGCGCAGCGCUACGUGCCGCGAGAGCGCCUGGAGCGAUUUGCCCGCCGCUACCCGCUCGCCGCCAGCUUCGCCCUGGCAACGGUGGUGUGCGGCGCGCUACCGAGCGCCACGUUUCUCUCGUUCGUGCUCUUCUCGGCGUGCACGCUCCUCAUAAUGGCGCUAGCCGUCGAGCUAGUCGUUAUCGGCAUAGCGUUUGUGAUCUUCCUCAUCGUGAUGGGUAUUGUGCUGGCACUUGCCGGCGGUCUGACUGUGCCCAUUGCUGUCUUGUGGAUCGGUUACAACACGUAUAGCGGUACGCCCGUGGCAUUUCCGCCGUUUGCUAGUGCUGCGGCGUCGAGUGGCGGCACUAGAAAUAGCGGAAGUGAGCGGGGUGAGGAAACCGGCGGUGACGCUCUCCGCGACUUCAGUGCUGCGCCUUCCAGCUUGUCGGACAAGCAGCACAACCACACGGACUAGAUGAUUUUGUUGGUCACGCGGGGCGGUUCCCUCUUCUUGCCCGCAUGUGUGUGUGUGUAUCUGUGUGUGUGUGUGUGUGUGUUCCCGCAAUAGGCUGUGUUUACCGCCUGCAGACCGAUCUUCGCCUUGUGUUGUUUACUGCCGGUUUACCUGCUCGUUUCUAGCCGGGGGUCUUACUUUGUUUCUCCGGGCACAGCUGGCUACUAGUAUCUGUCACCCGGCGGUGUACUCCAUGCCUUAUGAUUUUCAGAAUUGUUUUUACCUCAAAAUUUCAAAUUCCCACUCAAAUUUUUACCGUUUCAAGUUUCAACCACUAUCGAUUCAGAUUUACGGCAUGAAAUUUCACCCGUCGCGUCUGUUCCUAUCAGAGUUGUAAGUUCAGAUUUAUAGAAAACAUCUUUUGUUGGACCCUGUAAUAUCCAAGGAGUACCUUCUGAUGUUUGGCCAAGACUUGCUUUCCUUUCCCCACGCGCGCUACACAUGCUGCUCAGUCGUACAGUGUCACCUGUUAUACUGUGGGUUUUUUUUUAAUUUUUAUCCUAGGGAACUUUUUUCUGGUGCUCUAUGCUGGUACUCAUCUGUUGCCACUCAUUUGCGAUGCUGAAUUUCACGUCAGUGUUACCGAUUUUUUAAUCCUGAUUUCACUUUUUUCUGUUCUCUUCUAGUUUUCGUUGAGAAUAUUUUUUGGUGUUCACGUGCACAGCCGGCCGUGAAGUGUCUAA
This is a messenger RNA of Sycon ciliatum, 1691 nucleotides long. RefSeq lists its product as uncharacterized. The coding region runs from base 433 to 969 and encodes 178 amino acids. The record is from RefSeq and is a predicted model, not a curated record. NCBI's taxonomy places the organism in Eukaryota, Metazoa, Porifera, Calcarea, Leucosolenida, Sycettidae. The transcript has 2 exons.